AUGUGCUUUGGUAAAGUAUUUGUAACACUGCUUACACUUCCGUGGCUUAAUAAUGCCAUGAACAGACAUGAAAUCAAACUGUUUAGUGGUAACAAUACUGUCCUUAUCCUGUACAAGACUCCACCAGACAGACCUCACCAUCAGCUGUCGAGAGUCCUAGAGCACAUCCAGCAAGAGGUGGCUCAACACGCCUCAACCUGCACACCUGGAGAAACAGGCAUAUGCAUUAUAACAACUCAGUGUAAUAAAAUAGAAGCACUGUCACCGAGUACAUCUCAAAAUGGAAUGGAGAAUAAUGCUACUUGUUCAUGGCUCAAGUAUGAUGAAGAAAUUCAACAUGACAUUUUACAGCACACUGUCAUCAACAAACCCUCAUCAGUAAAAGUUUGGGGAUUUGGUCUUUGUUCUGUUGCACUCAUCAGUUUGUCAGGAUUGUUUGGAGGUCUCUUCUGGCCACUAAUCAAUUCCAAGUUUUACAACCAGAUGAUGCGAAUUCUCAUUGGUCUUGCUGUUGGUUCUCUAUCAGCAACAUCAACAUUUCAACUGAUUCCUGAGGGUUUUGAAAUAAAAGACAAAAAUUAUCUCAGCACAGCUGUGAUCAUGUGGGGGAGUUUAUGGACAUUCUACAUGUUUGAAGUUCUGACGAAGAUUGUGUUCCAUAAAGGAGAAGUAGGAGACUACAAAAAUGACCACAGUGAAACAGUACCAAUCCACAGAAUUACACACACCGAGGAAAGUCAGAAUGAGGACGAAGUGCAUUCAAUUUCUACCACACACUAUACAUCAGUCACAAAGCCUAGUAAUAAACAUGCUAAGAACCAUGAAAGUCCUACCUCCAAGGCCACAGUGGCAUACAUGAUAAUAUUUGGUGAUGCUCUACACAACUUCAUUGAUGGCAUGUCUAUUGGUGCAGGAUAUUCCAAAGAUCUGAACGCAGGCCUUAGCAUCAGCAUUGCUAUAGCAUGUGAAGAGUUUCCACACGAACUAGGGGAUUUUGCAAUUUUAAUCAACUCUGGAAUGCCACUGAAGAAAGCCUUGCUAUACAACUUCCUCUCAGCAUGUACUGCAUUUGGUGGACUAAUACUUGGUAUUAUGAUAAGGGACUUGGAGACAAGUGUGUACGUAUUUGCCUUUGCUGGUGGUCUCUUCCUGUAUGUGUCGCUUGCAGACAUGAUGCCUGAGUUGAACAAAAUGGUAGAAGAAGAACUUAAGAAUAGUAAGGCAUCUGCUUUAGUGGUUCUGCUUCUACAAAAUACUGGCAUAUUCAUUGGAGUCUCUAUACUGUACCUCAUUACGAAAUACCCUGUAACGAUAUCAUGA
Messenger RNA from Zootermopsis nevadensis, 1320 nucleotides. Its product is annotated as metal cation symporter ZIP8. The record is from RefSeq and is a predicted model, not a curated record. Gene Ontology annotation, cellular component: plasma membrane. Lineage: Eukaryota; Metazoa; Arthropoda; Insecta; Blattodea; Termopsidae. Gene Ontology annotation, biological process: intracellular monoatomic cation homeostasis; zinc ion import across plasma membrane. Gene Ontology annotation, molecular function: zinc ion transmembrane transporter activity; monoatomic cation:bicarbonate symporter activity.